Molecule: messenger RNA, 930 nt
Organism: Anopheles coustani
Lineage: Eukaryota; Metazoa; Arthropoda; Insecta; Diptera; Culicidae
Product: brachyurin-like
Exons: 1
Coding region: 1-930 (309 amino acids)
Biological process (GO): proteolysis
Molecular function (GO): serine-type endopeptidase activity
Source: RefSeq, a predicted model, not a curated record
AUGGUGAAGUUUGCAGGUGCAUUUGUGGUUGCCGGCCUGUUGGCGGUUUGCUCACUCGGAGCGGCGGAGCGGAUUGAGAUCGACUGGUCACGAGUGAUCCCGGUCGAUGAACUCGACCACUUCUGGACCCGUCUGCCGGCAGAGAUGCAGUACCUGCGCAACACACGGCCAGCCGGUCGCGUCGUGGGAGGCUAUCCGGCCACGGCAGGUCAGUUCCCGUACCAGGCUCUGCUCCUCUCGGACCUUGGCAACGGGUACUCGAGUGUUUGUGGUGGCACCGUCAUCACGAACAACUACAUCCUGACGGCGGCUCACUGCGUUACCGACGACUUCAAGAACAUUCUCAACGGAGGCGUUGCCAUUCUGGGGGCCAAGGAUCGUACCGUGUACGAGGCGACACAGCAGCGCAUCUCGUACGCCCGGGCCAACAUCCGCGUGCAUGCGGCGUACGACGUCAACAACAUCCUCAACGACAUCGCCACCGUCCGCUUGAACGCACCGGCCGUCUUCGGCAGCUACGUGCAGCCGAUCGCUCUGCCCUCCCGCUCCGAUGCUCGCACGUUCGCCGGCUUCGAGGGAACCGUGUCCGGUUUCGGGCGCACCUCGGAUGCACCGGGUUCGACCAUAUCCUCGGUCCUGAUGUACACGCGCAACCCGGUGAUGUCGCAGGCUCAGUGCAACUUGCACUGGUCCUCAUCGCAGGUGCUGGCCCAGCAUGUGUGUUUCGAUCCCGCCGGUGGACGUGCGUCCUGCAACGGAGACUCCGGUGGUCCGCUCGCGGUUCAGGACGGUGGCCGCAGCCUCCAGGUCGGUAUCACUUCGUUCGGAGCUCUUGCAGGAUGUGCCGCUGGCUACCCGUCAGUAUUCGUGCGUAUCUCAUACUACCGCGACUGGAUCGCACAGAACUCGGACUACGUUUUCGGUGCUUAA